Molecule: messenger RNA, 7002 nt
Organism: Mercenaria mercenaria
Lineage: Eukaryota; Metazoa; Mollusca; Bivalvia; Venerida; Veneridae
Product: pyrethroid hydrolase Ces2e-like
Exons: 6
Coding region: 2911-4713 (600 amino acids)
Biological process (GO): neuron cell-cell adhesion; synaptic vesicle endocytosis; modulation of chemical synaptic transmission
Cellular component (GO): cell surface; synapse
Molecular function (GO): neurexin family protein binding; signaling receptor activity
Source: RefSeq, a predicted model, not a curated record
AGAUAGCAGGACCUGGUGUAAAUAUAGUUAUAAAGAAAACAAGUUGCGGUAAUUAAUUUUUCUAAUAAUUCUUGCGAAGCUCAUUCGACAUUUGUGAAUUUGUUUGGUUUGGUUUGAAGUUACACCGACAUUAUAGGUUAUGUGAUGACUUUUCCGGCUUUUUAUGAUGGAGGAGGACCCAAUUAAGGUACCCCAGACAUUAUUUUAGGCACAGGCGAAAAGCCAGCUGGAUGACUUUUGCAUACACGAAGCUCCGUACCAACAGCGGUGAGGGGCAAGUGUUUUGAUGUCAAUGACAGAAACCACUCGGCCACGGAACUGCAAGAUGACUUGGAAAUAUAAAACACAACCAACACCAGUUUGAUGGAGAGGUGAAGUGAAAUGUGCAACACCCUUGAUGCUUCGAAAACCGACAUCAGCAGAACUUUAUUAUACAGUUAAAGCCAUACCAAAUUGAUUUGUCGUUCGUCGGAACUACCGCAUCAAUGAUUUCAUUCCCGAGAAAAAGAAAAAAAAAUCACACAACCGCACGUACGUAAAAAUCUCCGAUUUUUUUUCCUGAUUACGCGGCCCGCAAUGAUAACGGCAAAACAGGUUUUAUCGCUGUUUUAAUGCGUCAAAGUGAUAUUGAUCGGAAUUCAUGCGUUCGUAAUACAUGUAGCUGAUGACUCAAACUCAGAAAGUCUGGAAUAAUGAUGUUGUUCAUCAUUUGUUUUAAAUCUGGAGUGUCUGUGCUAAUGCCUCACUUGGCAUUCGAUGUUCCGAUAUGUCAUUCAGUGUAAAUUGCACAUGUGUGGGAAACUGUGGUGGUAACAACAGGCAUUAUUAUUGCGAGUGUUUACAGGGAUAUAACUAUAUAUGUGCUGCUUCUCAAACAAACACGAACGCAUUGACGACUGUCCUUGUCCUUGUUGCUCUACUGCCGACUUCAACCAUUUUAGCUGUCUUAACUUAUGGGUACUUAAGAUACAGGAAAAAGAAGAUAGUCACACAUGCAUAUCAACAUAAUAAAAUGCCCACAAAGUGCAUGAAAAGCAGCAUUUUGAUAAUUGUUGGUAAUAGGGACGAACUGAAGAUAUACUCGGAACAACUGGCAACCGCUCUUGAAACCCUUGGAGGAAUUAGAAAACGACUGAAUGUUAAAAUAAUAAACAUCUUUCAUCUGUACAUCGACAGAUAUCAAGUCGAAUGUGACAAAGUGGUUUUCUUUCUUGACAUUGAAAAUAAAGCAAAUGGCCUAAAUGUAAAUAUCUGUAUGGAGAAAAUUAAGUUUAUGAAAGGUCAACAAAAUUCCACUGCUAUCAUUUAUUUUGACAGAACAAACAGACCACAGGGCAAUUUAAGGGAAACUGAAAACUCUGCAACGUGUUUAGUGUCAAGCAUAAAAGAAAUAGAAAAGUGGUUGCCGUUCAUAACCAGAAUAAUAUUCAACAUUAAUCACAAAGAAACCACUGAACACAACUUAUCUAGACGACACACUUAUUUUAUAAGAAGUUUAGUGGAAAGUAACGACACAUCUGAGAGGUAUAUAAAAUUGUUAAACAAUAUCUUAGGUACUUGUGGUGCAAGAAAAGCACAAUCUGAAGAUCAGGCAAAAUGCAAAAUACUUGUAGUAAACAGUUUCAAUGAAAUAACCGGUAGUAAUAUACAAGAAUGUAAACGUUUUAACAUAUUUUCUGCAAUAAAUUAUAUGCCAGCUGCUGAUAUAGAUCAGUCUAUGACAACUUCAAUGUACUGUCGAGAACAGAUAAUGACUGGAAUAUUCCGAGUGCUCCUUCAGUUACACAUAAUAAAAUGAAUAGGAAGAGAAACGUGUGAAAAUAAUAUAGAUCCUGAAGUUACGAAGUUGAUUAACUGUCCCAGUAUAUUUAUCGAAUUGUUAAUAGGUGAGCAACUGAAGCGCUGCCUGUACAGGAUGGUUAAUGAAGCAAUUAUUUUUGAAAAACAACGUAUAUAUUUGUAUAUGUGUGACUGACUUUAUGAUAAAGAAUAAUGUAAUGAUAGGGGGCUCAUGAAAUACAUUUAUCUUGUACUUUACAGGAAUCAAGAGAAUAUCCCGUUUCCGUUUUAUAUGUAAUAAACGGUCUGUCUGCUCAGUGUUUAAAGUUAUGAGGUUGUAUACUUUAACUCUCCACAGAAGCGUUGUCAGUUUGGAAUUAUUUUACUUUGUUGACCGUUUUCGUUUGAAACCAAUUUUGUACUUUCGAUUCAAAUUUAUACAUGUGAUGUCACAUUUUUCUGUGAUAUGUUUGGGAAUUAUGAGACAAGUAUAACUGUUAAAUAUUGCAUUCUCCUAUCUCGUUAGCAGCACAUAAAUAUAAAAUGGCCCGUUUAUAUAUAAUUUUCUUCGUAACAAAAAGUAAAGAAAAUAAAUGCCUGAUCUACAUAUCCUUAGUUUUUUUGUCAAGUAAAAUUGAACACAAGUAUUUUUACAUGGAUUACACCAUAAAUAUAUACCUUACCUUUAUUAUAUCUUAACCGGGUUAGAACACGCCUCAUGUACACAUGUAUUGAUAAACUUUCGUUUGAUAGAACAUGUUGUAAAGUAACAUAAUAUUAUACACUAUAGUGAAACCCAAAAUUAUUCAGUGUGAUUUAUGAAGAAUUUAUGUCAAAAUUUACUGUCCAACACACACACAAAAAGAGAGAAAAAGGAUGUGCAUAUUUAUAUUUUUCCAUAAGUGUUGUACAUAUCAUUAUAAUUAGUUCAGGGUGUGAACAUACUUACCUGUACCACAUUAGUUCAGUUUAAAUAUAUGAAUCGUUGCCGUGUACGGUAUAUGAUUAUCACAAAUGCACUACUUUAUGACCGCUGAGUAAUUGUGUGCGCAAGUGCGUUGCGAGCGACUGGAUUUUACAUAUAUACAUGUACAGUGCUUUAUUGGGAUAUAGAGGAUAGUUUGUGGAAAAAUGGCGGCUUCGUUUACCUGCACAGUAUUACUGUUGUUAUUUCAUUCAGCUGCUGGAAAUCCUAGUGUUUCAACACCACUUGGUGUUAUUAAUGGUGUAACUGAACGUGUUGCAUUUCAGGAGAACACGUACGAGGUUGAUAAAUACCUCGGAAUACCUUUUGCUAAAGCACCGCUUGGAGAAUUACGAUUUAAAAAACCACUACCGUACGGAACAUUUUCUGAGCCGUAUAAUGCCACAGAAGACCCACCAGCGUGCCCACAAUAUGACUCUUAUAAUCUUGGAAAGCCUUUAGGUAAAAGAUCGGAAGACUGUUUAUUUCUAAAUGUAUAUGUGCCUCGGCAAAAGCCGGAUGAGAAAUCUGGCCACGCGGUAAUGGUCUUCAUACACGGGGGUGGAUACGCUGUGGGUGCUGGACAUAUGUUUGAAAGUGAGGUUUUUGCGUCUGUUGGGAAUGUUAUCACAGUGACAAUUAACUACAGGUUGGGAUUAUUGGGUUUUAUGGAUUUAGAUGAUGGAACAUCCGCUGGUAAUUUUGGUCUCUGGGAUCAACGUUUAGCCUUACAAUGGGUAAACGUGAAUAUUGAAUCAUUUGGUGGGGUUAAAGAUCGAGUGACUGUUUUUGGAUCCUCUGGAGGAGCUGUUUGUACACUUCUACAUAUGAUGUAUCCGCCAAAUAAAGGUCUCUUCCGGGGUGCAAUUACUCAGAGUGGGGCUUUAGUUGUACCUACAGCUUUUCAAAAGAAUAAUAAAGAAACUGCUAAACAUUACGCAAGGUACUUGGGCUGUAGAUAUGAAAACCAAGAUGACAUUUUUCAUUGUCUUAAAUCAGCAACGCCAGAAAACAUCAUCAAAGUUAAUUCCGACGUCAUUGCGGCCGGGGACAUGGAGGCGGCCAUGAAACUUAUAAUAUCACCGACAAUUGAUGGUGAAUAUGUUAAAAAGCACCCGACAGAUCUGUAUAAACUGGCAGAAUCGGAACCUCAGUCGGAAAUAGAAUUCUUUCGCUCACUAAAACUAAUAAAUGGAAUUAAUGGUGCUGAAGGAGCAUUGUUUAUUAUGAUGAUGGGGAGACCGGAGGAUCUUGAUCAGUUAGAAAUUACUCGUGAGCAAAUAAACAACCACCACAUUCCAGGAGCGAUUUCACAGAUUUAUGGUGCAGACAAGAAAGUGCCAGACUCUGUGAAACAACUGCUAAUUGCUGAAUAUACGGAUUGGGAUAGUCCCGAUGAUCCUAAGAGAUUACGCGAACAAGUACUGCGACUUAACGGAGAUACUUACUUCAAUGUUCCAGGGAUAGAAAUGAGUCGGAUUCAUGCUAAUGCAUCAAAUGUGGACAGUUAUGUUUAUAAUUUUAUCCCUCAGCUUCAUAAACGAUCACUUCCAACCCCAGCUUGGGUGAAGAAGGCAGUCCAUGGCGAUGAAAUUGCGCCGCUGUUUGGUUACAACUUUGCGAUAUAUAAAGAUAAGACCGACCUUCCUCCACAGUGGGAGUAUGACCUUUCCAGGAGAAUGAUAACAUAUUGGACCAAUUUUGCCAAAUCCGGAGAUCCUAACAAACCAGUUCGCAGUGCAUUACCAUCAUUGAUUUGGCCAAAGUACAGCAUUACCUCACAGCAAUACAUGAUACUAGACAAAGAAGAUUCCGUUAGCCAGUUUUUAUAUGCUCGGGAAUUUGCCUUUUGGCGAAAUACACUGCCAGCUUUGUUUCGUGAAGCAGAGCAUGCGCAACCAUCAACAUCAGAAUAUGGAAAUCAGGUUGACGAAUCCUGCGAAAAAGACGGAAAUUGUGACGGAGGAUAGUUGACACAAUAAUGUAUCCAUAUUAUUGAAUCAGUAAAAUAUAAAAGUGACUGGACUUUCAAUGCCAAACUCAAAAUUAAUUAUUUCUGAUGCAGUAGUAUUUGAUUAUAUUUUUUUCUCAUAGUUCUAGCAUAAAAUUUGGUGUUUGAUGUUUUCAGAAGAGUAAACGUUUGUAAACACAGAGAUUUUCGCGCUCGCGCGCUGUUAACACAUCUUUUUAUAUAUGCACGUUCCGUAGCAAAGCGUAAACGUACAAAGUACGUGUAUAACGCAUUAAAAAAGAAAUGACAUCAACGUGAUCAAACAAAGCUGACAUUGAGCGCAUUUCACGAACAUUAAAUGACGUUGUUGUAGGGAUAACGCAUGUUUUUUCGUGUUAUAACGUCUGCAGAAUCCCGAGGGAUUCUGAAGAUGUUAUAACACGAAAAUAACAUGCGUUAACGCUAUUCUAGCAUAAAACGCGAAAAAAAAAACGAAUAAAUGAAUACAUUAUCCCUCAACGUCAUUAAAUUUCCAUGAAAUGCGCGGGAAUAUCCGAGUUGUUUUUUCACGUUGACGUCAUUUCCAUUUGAAUUAUCCGUUUUGUGGCAGUAAUACGUUUACGUUCUGCAACGGAACGCGCAUAUAUAAAAAUGUGUUAAAGCAGCACGUGAGCGCGAGAAUCUCUCUGUUAACACACGUUUUCUCUCCAGUUAAAACACCCCCAAAAAGUGACAAGUACAGCAGUUUUAUGCUAGAAUGGGCAAUAUAUUUAUUUUUAAGAUUUUACACGUUUCAAAUCUGCAUGAUAGUUAACAUUUGACGUCGGUUAGAACUAAAAAGACGUCAGAUCAGGACGUCGGAUAAACGUUGGAUUUUGGUUGGACUUGCAAACCGUUUAAACGUCGGAUCCUGACGUUGGCUAGACGUCGGGACGUAAAUUCAACCAUUUUUCAACCACAAUCCAACCAUUUUUCAACCAAAUCCAGCCAUUUUUCAACCAAAAUCCGACCAUUUUCCAAAGUAAUUUGCGAUAAAACAAGUUAUUAACAUAUGCAUUAUCUCAACUUUAUUUCAUAUUGUGCCAUGUAGUAAAUCUAAAAGGUAAUCCAACUGACAAUUCUGCGCGUUUCGCAGUAUAGCACAAAACGAAUGUCUUCACAUUAAGUAGCGCUAAUAUUUGCGGGAAAGAAUAUUUGGCGCGAAUCAGUAAUGCAGUUUAGUCAUGUGAUAUUUGGCGGGUAUUUGAUGGAUUAGCGGGUGUUAUUUAGUUCUAGGCUAGACUUCACCCUGACAGGUAGAACAUUUACUUUGCUAUUCAAAUUCGAAGUUUUUAAUGUAGCUAUUAUUGUAGGGAUAACGCAUGUUUUUUCGUGUUAUAACAUCUGCAGAAUCCCGAGGGAUUGGUUAGUACCCGAGUCCGGUAGGGCGAGGAUACCAACGAUUACCGAGGGAUUCUGAAGAUUUUAUAACACGAAAAGAACAUGCGCUAACGCUAUUCUAGCAUAAAAUGCGUAAAAAACAAGUAAAUGAAUAUAUUGUCUCUCAACGUCAUUAAAUUUCCAUGAAAUGCGCUGUAAAGUCUACGUGUUUUUUUCACGUUGUCGUCAUUUCCUUUUGAAUUAUCCGUUUUGGGGCCGUAAUACGUUUACACGUUGCCACGGAACGCGCAUAUAUAAAAAUGUGUUAUAACAGCACGUGAACGCGAGAAUCUCUCUGUUGACACACGUUUUAUCUCCUGUUAAAACACCCAUGAAAAGUGACAAUAACAGCAUUUUUAUGCUAGAAUGAUUAUUAACAUCUACAUCCUUGGGUUAGAUCCGGUAUCCAGUUUUCAGGAAUAUUCUGAGAAAUCAUUUCGAUUUCGAGCCAUACAAUUUUUAUUGUUGCCGCGGUGAUACGUUUCUUCCUAAAAUCUGGUAUAAUUAUCAUUUUCUAAUGUGUGGGCUCUUAAUAGGGAGUUUUUCGUGUGCGGCAAAUAUUCCAGAGAUGAAAAUACGAUCAAUUUUUUCAGUGGGAUAGUAUUCUGUUUAUAACAUUGAAGUAUCAUUACUGUUUUAAACUGUUUUAGUCUGUUUACAAUAGCCGUAAUAAUAUUUCUGAUUAAUUUGAACGUAGCAUGUAUUACACUUAAGUGUUAUUAGAGUAAAGGAUGAAUACACUUAAAUAUGUAUGGAUAUAGAGAGUUUUAGGUUGUUUAAAUGGAAAAUUAAUGUUGUUGUAUAACAAGUGUUUAUCUGAAUUGCAUACCUGUAAAUGAAACCUGCCUUCUUAAUAAACCUGCCGCAAGUCUUACCCACUGCAAACUGG